AUCGACAGCCAGGCCAGCCUGAGCGGGCCGCUGGCGGGCGGCGCGGCGGGCGCGGGGGCCCGCGACGUGGGCGACGGCAGCAGCACGUCCAGCGCGGGCAGCGGAGGCAGCCCGGACCACCACCACCACGUCCCGCCCCCGCUGCUGCCCCCCGGGCCGCACAAGGCUCCCGACUGCAAGGCAGUAGCCACGCGCAGGUCCCUGGACGACCUGUCCGCACCACCGCACCACCGAAGCAUCCCCAACGGCCUGCACGAUCCCUCGUCCACCUACAUCAGGCAGCUGGAGACCAAGGCCCUCGCACAGCCGCCCCGCCCCUGCGGCCGCCCGAGAAGCUGGUUUCAGCAGGCAGGCUCUGGAGAGUUCCGGACUCUGCGGAAGGGCUUCUCCCCGUACCACUCGGAAUCCCAGCUGGCGAGCCUGCCGCCUUCCUACCAGGACUCCCUGCAGAACGGCCCAGCCUGCCCGGUCCCCGAGCUGUCCUCGCCCCCCUCCGCCGGCUACAGCUCCGCGGGACAGAAGCCAGAGGCUGUCGUGCACGCGAUGAAGGUCCUGGAAGUGCACGAGAACCUGGACCGGCGGCUCCAGGACGGCUGUGAGGAAGGCCUGAGCGAGAAGGAGAAGGCCAUCGUCCGCGAGAUGUGCAACGUGGUCUGGAGAAAACUGGGGGAUGCGGCCAGCUCCAAGCCCUCCAUCCGGCAACACCUGUCUGGGAACCAGUUCAAGGGACCCUUGUAGGGCUGCUCCCCCGUGGAUGUGGACUAGCCCUGCGGGGUGUCCUGGGGAGCCGCAGGCCCCCGUCUUCUUUUUCUGUGGCGAAUUGUACAUAGGACGCUGCCCGCCGUGACCCGGCUGCCGUGGGUCCAGCACACGGACGGCCGGGCCCCCACCUCCCUCCUCACACACCAGCAAACCGGGAAGACGCGAGGCUGCCGGCCGUUCUGUGCAGCAGGGUGGCCUGGACAGCCUCGUCCCUGCGCUGGGGCCCCAUUGGCGAGGGGCCGAAGGCCGGCCUUGGCGGAGGGGCGCCUCGUCAAGCCUUCCACCCACGCCAGACAGAGGCCCCCGGUGGCUGGACCUAACGCGGGGGGCCCCACUCCUCACCCAUCUGCUGUGGCCUGAACGCCAGCCCGCUGAGCACUGGGUCCCGAGUCCCCGACCAGGAAGCUCCGUGUCUGUGGCUGGAGGCUCCGAGGCCCUUCGUCUGGCACCCCCCCUCAUGCGCAGCUCCCUGCUGCACGCUGCUGCUCGGUUUCAGGGUUCAGGCCCCCAGCCCCACACACACACACACACAGUCCCCCAACCCCGCGCCGGGUCGUGCCCUCUCUGGGUCCCUCCUGCCUGGUGCCCGAGGCAUCUGCACUCCUGUGCUUCACAUGAUGGGCCAGGGAGGUGGGAGGCCACGUGGAGAGUCUCUGGUUGAGCCCCCCGCCCCGCUCUCUCCAGAUGGGUGGCGCUGGGCCGGGCUGGGCCUCUGGUAUCCCCCAGAGCCUGGCCCCCAGCCAGAGUCACUGUCGACGGAGCUGCGCGGGCGGCCGAGGGGAGAGUUCUGCCCUCUGUAGAAGGAAGGAGCCUGACCUGGCUCUGGCUUUAAUUUGCUGCGUGACCUUCAGCAAGUCAAUCAGCUUCUCUGGGCCCCCGGUGGGAAAACGAGGUCUCAGGUUCUUUCGGCCGUGCUCACCACCCAAGGCCACCAGCUUUAUUCAGCCGGUGCCCUCAGUCGCGGCCUGCGAGCCCAUGGGGCCCGCCUGCCGCAGAGGCCGCUGCUGGCUGGGCUGGGCUGGGCUGGGCUGGGCUGGUCGGAGCCGGGGACCGAGCUGAGUUCUGCCUUGCUGCCUGCUCACAGGUGCUGUCCCCUCCCCUCUCUGAGCCUCAGUGUCCUCUGCCGGAGAAGGGACAGCAUCGGGCCCUCCAUGCAGGGCUCGACAUCAGACAGAGCUUCAGUGUGAAUGACCCCAUGCCGGCCGUAGAGCGCGAUACAGAAACGUGGAGGUUGGUGAGGAAAGCGAGGCCCAGAGGGUGAGCGAGCUGUGGCACGUUCCAGACGAGACCCCAGAUGCUGGGAGGUGGGACAGGCCGCCGCGAAUGCUGUCGGCACGGGCCCUGGUGUCCACUGGGCACCUGGCCGCCCACCCCUCACGUCGCCUUCACUCGGCGGCGGUGCUCAGCAGGGCGCCCGCCAGCACUUGAGCCCGGGAGGCCGUCUCUGCAGUAGGUGGGCCUCGUCCAGGCCCCCGUGAGGCACGGGGACAGGGCCAGUGGAUGGGGAGGCCGCCCUGUUCCUGUCCCCAGCGGGGACUCUGCGUUGGCCUGUUGGUCAUUGUGCCCUUGGGUCGUACGCUCUCAGGGGAAAGGCUCGCGGCCCUCGUUGUGCCCAGGGAGGGCUAAGUGGGUGCUGGUGACAGCCACAGGCAUUUUCCUCUUGCCCUGGGGGGUUACAGGGAGCUCUGGGCUCCUCCUGGAGGGAUCUUGCCUGUCACCAGGGGUUAGGUGUUUGGAGCUGGGGGGGGGAUACCCUUGGUCAUGGCACCGGGCAAUCCCUGCCCUUGUGGGCAGUGAGCUGGGGGGCAGAGGCCCCUUCUGGAUCUUGGGAGUCCAAAGAACCACGGAGCAGCCCGGGGGGAGGGGGGAGGGGUCCAUUUUGGGUGGAAGCCACAGCUGGGAGCCCAUUUUUCAUGUUUGGAUCAGGUUGGCUCGGCCACCACUGAAAAUAAGCAAUAAGUAAGGGCUCCCGGUAGCUGCACGUCUGCAGACCGACCCAGGGAAGAACCGCCUCGGAGGGGCCUCCCCCCCCCCCCCCCCCCACGUGCUGCCGUGGCAUCCAGGGGUCAGGCGGAGCGGAGCGUUUCUGCCCGAGCCCUCCUGUGUGCCACGGAGGCCGUGGAAGCCAGGUGCGGGCAUCUCCUUCCCACCGCUGCUCGCGGUCCUGAGCCAACAGUGCACGGGGAUGGCUUUCAAGGACAGAACCGUGUCUGUGACAGUCACCUAAUGUGAUAAGCUGUUUAAAAGCCAGCAGCACCUCCGUCUGAGCCCACACCCUAGGUGGUGGGCAGGUUCAGUGGGAGCCCACAGGCUGGGGAGGGUCAGAGUAGCCUCAGCCCUGCCACCAACCCGGGGUGUGUCGGGUGACGUGGGGGGCCCCCUCCUCCCCUCCGGAGCCUUCGCUGUAGCAGCUCAUGGUGGGGGUAGGGGUGUUGCUGAGCUCGGGUGGCCUUUCAUAAAGGUCGCUUUACGUUUCACUCUGAGUCUACAUCUUGAAGCCCAGUGUGGCAUCUGUCCUGUGGCUUCAGUUCCCACUGUGAUGGAGGUCACCCUUCCAGCCUCACCCCAGGUGGCCUCGCCCAUCCUGGGAGCAGAAUCUGCUGAGCACAUUUUUUAGGGUGGCACAUUUUUAUCCAAAAGUUAUUAGCUACACAUCAGUGUUUAAAGAGAAAAAAGUGACCUUUCAUUUUCUUUUUCUUGAAAACUUGAGAGGAAACAAAAUACAUACUACUGAUUUUUUUUUUUUUUUUUUUUUUUUUUUAAAGAAACAAGCUGAGCGCAUGACUGCAGAGCGGUAGAGGUGUAUAUUUUUCAUACCGUGGGGGGAAGUAUUUGUGCUGCUUUCUGGAAUCGGGCUGGAACGUCUGGUUCCUGUCCCUGGGCCGUCAGCCAUGCUCUAUUUUCUGUAGUAUGUGACCGCCGUGAGAAACCGGGCCAGCCCUUGGCCUGGCUCCAGGCGGAGCUGGGAGCUGGAGACCCCUGUGCCCGUUUCUACCUUCCACUGAACCACUUUGAUUUGGAGAGAAAAAAGAAAUAGAACUUUUGAUAGUGUGGUAAAAACAUUGAUUUGAACUAUUUUAGUAAAAGGAGUAACAGAAGAUUGUGAUAGUGUCUACUUUGCGCUAGAUAAAUAAAGGCUCUUUGCAAGCCUCCA
Messenger RNA from Herpailurus yagouaroundi (jaguarundi), 3916 nucleotides. It is a transcript of the gene CCDC85C, whose product is annotated as coiled-coil domain containing 85C. The transcript is spliced from 7 exons. The record is from RefSeq and is a predicted model, not a curated record. NCBI's taxonomy places the organism in Eukaryota, Metazoa, Chordata, Mammalia, Carnivora, Felidae. The annotation marks the transcript as partial. Gene Ontology annotation, cellular component: apical junction complex.